AUGCCAGGUGGAAACCAACCUUCCAACUUAGAGUUCGGUUGCCGUCAUGCCCCUAGUAGGGGUGUGGCAGAUUCAUCGGAUAAAGUGAAGGUUAUUCAGGCAAGGCUUCUUACCACUCAGAGUCGGCAAAAAAGUCACACGGACCGGAGAGUUCGUGAUUUAGUGUUUCUGAGAGUUGGAGAUGUUACGUAUGAGCUAGCACUACCUCCUGGUUUGUCGAGUAUUCAUCAAGUGUUCCAUGUUUCUAUGCUCAAAAAGUAUGUCUCGGAUGGUUCUCAUGUGAUUAGAUGGGAUUCGGUGAUGCUUGAUGAGAAUUUAUCCUAUGAGGAGGAGUCGAUUGCUAUCUUGGACCGUCAGAUUCGCAAGUUGAGACCCAAAGAAAUCGCUUCUCUGAAGGUUCAGUGGAGAGGUCGUCCUGUGGAUAUCUAG
This is a messenger RNA of Lycium ferocissimum, 429 nucleotides long. RefSeq lists its product as uncharacterized. Lineage: Eukaryota; Viridiplantae; Streptophyta; Magnoliopsida; Solanales; Solanaceae. The coding region runs from base 1 to 429 and encodes 142 amino acids. The record is from RefSeq and is a predicted model, not a curated record. The transcript has 2 exons.